UAUAUACAUGGCAGUUGCCAGAGACUAAUACCACACCACUAGUUGGAGAUUCGGUAUACGAUGGAGUCGUUCCUUGAAGAGUUUGGAGCGAAGGAGUUAUGGCAGGCGAACGACCGUAUAUUUAAGCACGCGCUGAGCUAUAUCAGAUCCAUGUGUCUCAAAUGUGCUAUAGAGCUGGGCAUAGCAGACAUCAUCCACAGCCAUGGCAAACCCAUCACUCUCUCCCAGCUGGAGACUGAGCUACGAGUUCCCCCCGCAAGAAGCGCCUGCUUCCUGCGGCUCAUGCGCCUGCUGGUCCACUUGGAAUACUUUUCUCAGAUCUCGGAAUCCGAGAACGAGAAGACUUUGUUCGGCUUCACUGCAAUGUCUGCCCUCAUCAUGAAGGAGAAGGUGGAGGGUCUUUCCCCGUUGUUUCUCUUUAUGAUGGACCAAGCAUUGCUGUCCCCCUGGCAAAGUGUUGGCAGAUGGCUUAAGGGGGACGAAGCCCGCACCCCUUUUGGGGUCGCACAUGGAAAGGAUAUAUUUGACGUCACCAAACAAAACCCAGAGUUCAACAGCUUGUUGCAAGCGGGAAUGGCCAGCGACGCUCGGCUCGUGGUGCAAGUACUUACAAGGGAGUGCGGCGACGUCUUCCAGGGUCUGCGGUCGUUGGUGGACGUCGGAGGGGGGACGGGAACGAUGGCCAUGGCGAUCGCCGAGGUCUAUCCACAGCUCAAAUGCACUGUGUUCGACCUCCCCCACGUGGUGGCUCCAUUGGUAGGGAACAGCAAGGUGGAGGUGGUCGGAGGUGACAUGUUCGAGAGCAUACCUCCAGCGGACGCGGUGCUGCUCAAGUGGGUGUUACAUGACUGGAGCGAUGUGGAAUGUGUGAGGAUUCUGCAGAGAUGCAGGGAGGCAAUUCCUUCAAAAGAGGAGGGAGGCAAAGUAGUCAUCGUUGAGAUGGUUCUCAAUGUCGAUGACUCUCCUCCUGAACUAGCAGAAACGCAGCUUCUCUUUGACUUGUACAUGAUGGCUAACACUUCGGGCAAGCAAAGGAGUGAGGCCGAGUGGGGUAAACUCUUCAAAGGUGCAGGCUUUUCGGACUAUACCUUAAAACCCUUUCUGGACUUACGUUCCGUCAUUGAAGUCUACCAUUGAUUGGAUAUCGGCGAUUGCGAACUAUAAAUGUUUAUGUUUGCGAUAGUCUUACUUCAGUACUAUCUUCUGUUUCCCUGUUAUCUCUUGGUAUUAUUGUAACUUAAAUGUCCUACUAUCACUUGUAUGAUGCUUGUAUUUCAACUUGUCUCGUUUCGUUCAAUUCUUCUGCUUAA
Musa acuminata AAA Group (dessert banana) is the source of this 1310-nucleotide messenger RNA. RefSeq names its product trans-resveratrol di-O-methyltransferase-like. Gene Ontology annotation, biological process: methylation. The transcript is spliced from 2 exons. Bases 61 to 1137 code for a protein of 358 amino acids. Gene Ontology annotation, molecular function: S-adenosylmethionine-dependent methyltransferase activity; O-methyltransferase activity; protein dimerization activity. Lineage: Eukaryota; Viridiplantae; Streptophyta; Magnoliopsida; Zingiberales; Musaceae. The record is from RefSeq and is a predicted model, not a curated record.